This is a messenger RNA of Clupea harengus (Atlantic herring), 1765 nucleotides long. Its product is annotated as transmembrane protein 233. The record is from RefSeq and is a predicted model, not a curated record. Gene Ontology annotation, cellular component: membrane. NCBI's taxonomy places the organism in Eukaryota, Metazoa, Chordata, Actinopteri, Clupeiformes, Clupeidae.
ACACACACACACACACUCAAGGGGUAAGGUUCACCCCCUCAAAGAAAUAGGUCAUCUCCCAUUGCACUCCUCUGCUGUUCCCUCCUUUCUCACAACCCAACACUCUUCCUCCUCUUCACUUUCUAUCUCCCUCUCUUCUCACACCUCCCCGCACGCGCACUAAUUUUUUCCUCCUCUCUCGUCCAGUUGCUUUUUCCAGCCGCCUGCUCCGAUUCAACGUCUGAGCUUUACUGGUCAUUCCUACUGAUCCAUCUACGCCAACGAUCCUCUCCUCUCCGUUCCUUUCCUUUGGAUACCUCCAGCCAUGAGCCCAGGAGCUGCGCAGACGGAGAAAAAGAUGAAGCAGUCCUUGAGUGGGAGUGCGGGACAUGGCAGCACAGACCGUGGACUUGCAGACCCCCGACUUGGGGAAGCUCAGGAGCCUCCGCCGCUGAAGAACUACAUCUUCCUGACCAUCUUCACCUGCUUCUGUCCUGCCUGGCCCAUCAACAUUGUGGCCCUGGUGUUCUCUAUGAUGGCCCAGAGUAGUUAUGAUGAGGAAGACUAUGAUGGUGCCCAGCGACUGGGGAGGAAGGCUUUUCACAUGGGCAUAGCCUCAAUGGUUAUUGGCAUCGUCAUCAUCAUCAUAUCCACCAUUGUCCACUUCACAACGAACGCAGUAUGAAACCUUCCAAAAAGUAGGAAGCACUAAACAUAUGAAGAUAUAUCCUGGAGCAGUAACUAUUCUCAACAGAAGGAUCGAUGCCCAAGGACACAUCACAGAGACUGGACCCACACACUGAGGCAGGCAUGGUCUCCUUCUCUCUUUCUCUCUCUUCUUUUCCCAUCUCCCUCUUUCUGCCUGCUACAAAGAGACUGUGGGCAGCCUCUGUUUUAUUUUUAACAUUCAGCUCAGUACCAUUUCCAGCUCGUCCCUUCGUGACUCCAGCUGAGUGAGGGAAGCACUGAUUGAUCUCGGUAAACUUACGCCCAAGCUGAGGAUAUCAGGUCAACAAAGAGGCUGUACAUACGAGGACGAUGUUCUCUUCACUGAUGGUCUUAUCUGUACCACUACCCUUUUUCUAUGCCCAAUGAUCUCCCAUGAAUAGUAUCAAUAUCUCAAACAGGAUUUUCUCAUGUGAAUGUGACAUAAUUGAGUUUGUAACACUACAUAAAAAGUAAGUCUUUUUUUUUUCUUUCCCUGAAAGGAAAUCUAAUAAAAGUUAUUAUAAGAAAUAUAAUCAAGAACAUGAAAAAGUAUGAGGAGUCAGACAAUUGUACCAAUUUCAGGUAGGGAGCAUCUUGUGCAGGACAUUUACACACAAAAACAUGAUUUAGUUUGCCAGCACCAAGUCUUAAGUGUUCGGAAUGUGCAUGAAAGCCGAUGACAAUCUCUUAAACAUUCACUUUUUUUUAAAUCAACUUUUUUAUAUGUCAAGUAGAUACGACCUCAUUUGGUUGCAUUGUGGAUGCAAAACUUAAAUGAUGGGACAGUAUUUGAAAAAUGAGAUGAGGUUUUGAGAAAGAAGUGUAACUUUCAGUGAAACUGAUGUGAUGAAUAUCCACUGUAGUCUUACAAGUGUGUCAAUCAAGAGUGAUUUACAAUAUAAGAGAAUGACAUGCUGGUAUGCUUUAAUUUGACUGCAUACUAAACAUUCUGUCCUUUGUAAUAUUACCAUGUAUUAUGAUGGUAAUACAUUUCUAUUGGCUUUUGUACAUUUUGAUGGUUUGCCUUUCUAUAUACCUUGUACAUAGCGAUGCAUUUUAAUAAAUAUAUAAUUAUGCA